This is a messenger RNA of Oldenlandia corymbosa var. corymbosa, 1384 nucleotides long. The record is from the annotation of a GenBank genome assembly. Lineage: Eukaryota; Viridiplantae; Streptophyta; Magnoliopsida; Gentianales; Rubiaceae.
CAAGUUUCUGCGUACAAAACAAUUCUCAUGUAUAUAUAUAUUGCAUUCUCGGAAGCCCAUAUUUUCAAUUACUUCAUCAUCAUAACAUUUAGCAACAUUCCUCUUUCUAUUUGUUUCCUUUUUUAAUUUUUGUCUCAGGCAAAACACAGAAAGGAAGAAAGAAGCAUAUUUUUUUCUGAUCAUCAUUCAUCAAUGGCUCCUCCACCUGAAGACAACGUUGUGGUCUCACAACUAAAGCUUGAAAAAUUGCUGAGCAUGAAAGGAGGCAAGGGUGAAUCCAGCUACGUUAACAACUCUCAAGCCCAGGCUCAGCAUGCUCGUUCGAUGUUGCAUCUGUUGAAGGACUGUUUGGACGGAGUUCAACUAAACCGGCAGCCGGAAGUGCCGUUCACGGUGGCGGAUUUGGGGUGUUCCUGCGGCAGCAACACCCUUUACAUCGUCGACGUCAUUAUCAAGCACAUCAUCAAGCGAUACGAAGCCUCGGGUUUUGCUGAGUUGCCCGAGUUUUCGGCGUUCUUCUCCGACCUUCCGUCAAAUGACUUCAAUACCCUCUUUCAGCUCCUCCCGUCUUACGGCGGUAGCAUGGAGGAAUGCCUCGCUUCCGACAGCCACCGCUCUUACUUUGCUGCCGGAGUCCCCGGUUCGUUCUACCGCCGCCUCUUCCCGGCCAAAUCCAUUGAUGUUUUUUACUCCGCAUUUUCCUUGCACUGGCUUUCUCAGGUGCCUGAAGUUGUGGUGGAUAAGAGAUCGACGGCCUACAACAAAGGCAAGAUAUUCAUCCACGGCGCAAAUGAGAGCACCGCAAACGCCUACAGGAAGCAAUUCCAGGCAGACUUGGCCGGGUUCCUGACAUCAAGAUCCGUUGAGAUGAAAAGGGGCGGGUCAAUGUUCUUGGUUUGUUUGGGAAGAACUUCACCCGACCCCACCGACCAAGGUGGGGCCGGCCUCCUUUUCGGGACUGAUUUUCAAGAUGCUUGGAAUGAUCUUGUCCAAGAGGGCUUAAUAACGAGUGAGAAGCGUGACAACUUCAACAUCCCGGUGUACGCCGCCAGCCUCCAAGACUUCAAGGAAGUGGUCGUAGCCGACGGCUCAUUCGUGAUCAACAAGCUGGAAGUGUUCCGAGGAGGAAGCCCGCUGGUGGUUAGCCACCCCGAUGACGCGGCCGAGGUGGGUCGAGCCUUAGCCAACAGCUGCAGGAGCGUGAGCGGCGUCUUAGUCGACGCUCACAUCGGCGAACAGCUGAGCGAGGAGCUCUUCAGCCGUGUUGAGCGCCGAGCCACAAGCCAUGCAAAAGACAUGCUUGAAAAGAUCCAAUUCUUCCACAUUGUUGCUUCUCUAUCUUUGGCCUAGCGCUUCAUUAACCAGUCAAAUUAAAUCAGGAGGG